GCGAGACUUCCUCCGAGCGCAUGACCAAGACCACCUUGACCAGGGCGAUGAUUGUUACAGUACCCAGGUAGUCAUGCAACCGCCAACCCCAUCUUCACGCUGACAAUACGCCAUUGGGCCAGGGGUGCUGUUGUACGCUGAGAGGGGGAUCGAGCGAUUUGCCCGCCCAAAACCCCACUGGAGACUCCGGAGGGGAUGGGAUAUAAGGUGGGUGAGUCCACGGUGAGCGUUUGUGUGAGUCUUGCCGUAGCCACCCGAUUACUGCCAAAGAUACGCUUUACAGUCUGCCUGCCCGAGGAAUCCCAGCCGGGCGAGAAGAGGAGGAGGUCUCUGAACUGCCAGCAGUAUUGUCAAGUCCAGUCCGGCCAUGGAAUCAGCAGAGAAAAUGGGCAGUGGGGACGCCCACGGGCCCGCGCACAUCGAGAACGAGCAUGAUCAAGUCUCUCGCACCGGCCCGCCACGCCAGGCGUCCAUGGUAUCGCGGCGACUCAGCGAAGCGCAGGCCAUCAAGCUGGCCGAGGACGACAUGGCUGUCGUGGACGAGGAGAUAGCCGAGUUCGAGGCGGAACUGGAAGCCAACCCGAUCAAGAGCUCGUUUCUCAACCCGCAGCUCUCGUUCAACGAUCCUCGCCACUUCACAUGGCUGCUGGUCGGCUUUGCCUCGAUGGGCGGCAUGCUGUCCGGGCUGGACCAGAGCGUGAUUUCCGGAGCGUUGCUGUACAUGCCGGACGAUCUGCACCUGAGCACAUCGCAAAUAAGUCUGACCAGCUCGGCGGUGCCUCUGGGAGCCAUUGGCGGCGCCUUGAUCCUGGGGCCGUGCAACGAACUGGUCGGGCGGAAGAUGGCCAUCAUCAUCUCUUUGUUGUUGUACACUGUCGGCGGAGCCCUGGAGGCCGGAGCCAUUAACUUCGGCAUGAUCGUGGCGGCCCGUGUGAUUCUCGGCAUGGGCCUGGGUCUCGAAGGCGGCACUGUCCCCGUUUACGUGGCAGAGUCAGUUGAGAAAAAAUACCGUGGCAACUUGGUCAGCCUGUACCAGUUCAUGAUUGCCUUUGGCGAAGUGAUCGGAUAUGUCGUGGCGGCCAUUUUUGUGAAUGUCCCCAAGGGCUCUUGGCGGUACAUGCUCGGCUCUUCACUGGUCUUUAGCACCAUUAUGCUUGUCGGUAUGAUAUACAUGCCCGAAUCGCCCCGGAUGCUCAUGCAUCAGGGCAAAAGGCUCGAGGCCUUUGCCGUCUGGAAGAGAAUUCGUGGGUUGGAGCGGCCCGAAGCCCGGAAGGAGUUCUUCAUCAUGCACCAUGCUCUAGAUGCCCAGGGGGGCGCCCCGGAGGAAGGUGUCUCCACACGCCGCAAAUUCGUCUGGCUCGACUUCUUUACCAACCCUCGAGCAAGAAGAUCGAUUGUUUAUGCCAAUAUAAUGAUCGCUUUGGGGCAGCUAACUGGCAUCAACGCAAUUAUGUACAGAAUGAGUACGUUGAUGGCGCAGAUCGGGUUCAACAAGAAAGAGGCAGUGUUCAUGAGUCUGGUGGGAGGGGGUUCACUUUUGCUCGGCACCAUUCCGGGAGUGCUGUACAUGGAAAAGUUUGGCCGACGCUUCUGGGCCAACACCAUGCUGCCCUGUUUCUUCAUCGGAUUGGUCCUGGUCGGCGUGUCGUACCAGCUGACUUCGUUCACGGCCACCGAGGGUGUCUAUCUGACCGGCAUCAUUUUGUACAACGGAUUUUUCGGCUCCUACGCCUGUUUGACAUGGGUCCUGCCCAGCGAGGUCUUCCCCACCUAUCUACGGUCCUACGGCAUGGAAUCCACCGACGUGAACUUGUUCUUCGGCAGCUGGCUCGUCACCUACUUCUUCUCCGACAUGCAGCGCGCCAUGACGAAGACUGGCUUGACCCUCGGCUUCUACGGCGGCAUCGCCGUCCUCGGCUGGUUCUACCAGCUUCUGUUCAUGCCAGAAACGAAAAACAAAACCCUCGAAGAGAUUGACCUCAUCUUCAGCCAGCCGACGAGCGAGUUGGUCAAGCAGAACCUUAAGAACAUCGCCGCCACUAUGAGUGAUCUGGCUCAUUUCAGGUUCCGCAGAGUCUUUUCCCCGGUCGAGGAAAGCCACGAGCCUGAACGCCAAGUCAAGGAUGUCAAGGUAUAGAUAGAUAGAUAUCUGGACGAAGACAGACAUGGUAUAUGGGGACAAAUGGAAGAAUGAAGCGUGUAUAGUCACAGGGGUUACGCAAGGCUCCGGUCAUGUGAUUACUACAGAUGCGUAUCUAUGUGCCUGGACAGGAGAUGGCAUUCAGGCUUAGCCGGGAGUGCUUAGGUGCCGAAGGGUCAAGCGGGUAGAUAACAUGACGAAGAGGAAUGUCCUGUACUAGUACCUAUACAAGGUCGAUCUUCCGAUGCACGUUACGCUACGAGGCCAACAAUGACAUGGCAUUGAGAUAACCCGAAUACCGCUGUUGCGGCUCCUGCUUCAGCGGAUAGACCAGGACCACCAAGCCCAGGCUACACGAGACAUUGAUAUAAGACGGCUCCAGAGUUGAAGUGAUUCCAUUGUUCUUGUUCCAAGCACUUAGAUGCUCUCAUGCCAUAAUAUGUUCAUUUCUGUCUAGAUCAAUCCGUCACACCUACGGCUGCAGCUUGGACGGGAGGCUGAGCUGGGGCAUGGUACUGAGAGACACCAUCAUUCCCUG
Molecule: messenger RNA, 2678 nt
Organism: Exophiala dermatitidis NIH/UT8656
Lineage: Eukaryota; Fungi; Ascomycota; Eurotiomycetes; Chaetothyriales; Herpotrichiellaceae
Product: MFS transporter, SP family, major inositol transporter
Exons: 1
Coding region: 368-2137 (589 amino acids)
Biological process (GO): transmembrane transport
Cellular component (GO): membrane
Molecular function (GO): myo-inositol:proton symporter activity
Source: RefSeq, a predicted model, not a curated record